AUGAGGAUAUGCGCGCUUUUGCGGUAGGAGAAAUAGCGGAAAUGGGCACCAAGAGAAGCUUUUGCGACAAGCUUCCAACACUUUUGAGAUAAAAACAGGGUUUUAUUUUGCCUUCCGAACAUUACGAGUGGGGUUGGAGGGGGGCGGUUUCAUGCGUUGAUCUUGUUGGGAGUUUCCCAUUUUAACGAGGUAAUUUUGGUUGCUUCUCUUGCAAAAGGCAAACGGGACAAGUAACAUUACCAGAGUUUUAUUGGAUAUUUGACGGGAGGAAAUGGCCAAGUUGUUCCGCGCUGCAAUAAUGGGUCCUCCAGGAUCAGGUAAAGGAACCAUAUCAGAGAGAAUUGCACAAAGGUUCGGUCUGCAGUAUUUAUCCAGUGGACACUUUUUACGCGAGAGCAUAGCAACUAAAACAGAGGCAGGCGUGGAAGUCAAGACAUAUGUGGAGAGAGGCAUGCUGGUACCUGAUCACGUGAUGACCAGGCUAAUGAUGCCCAGACUGGAACUCCUGAGUGGCCAAAGCUGGCUUUUAGACGGUUUUCCACGGACGCUUGCACAGGCCCAGACCCUGAACAACUUGUACCAGCUGGACAUGGUGAUCAGUCUCAACAUCCCUUAUGAGACUCUUAAAGACAGACUGAGCGACCGCUGGAUCCACCCAGGGAGUGGUCGAGUUUACAACAUGGGCUUCAAUCCACCCCGAGUGCAGGGCAAAGAUGACAUCACCGGGGAGCCCUUGAUUCAGCAUGAUGAUGACAAACCAGAAGCUUUAACGGCCAGACUGAGACAUUACAAAGAUGUGGCUAAACCUGUCAUAGACUUAUACAAGUCACAAGGCAUCCUGCACUCAUUUUCUGGUACAGAAACCGAUCGGAUUUGGCCUUACAUCAACUCUCUUCUCAGCACCAAGAUGCACAUACAGCCAUUGGAUGAGCGUCAAAGCCAGGCGCCCUGACUUUGCUCCAACUCAUCAAAGGUCAAGAAGGUAGAACAUUUGGAGUGAGUUUCUCCCACGAUAGACUGUUUGUCUUUCAGGUUCCUCACUAACAGUGGAGUUGAGAAAUGGCAGGAUCCAAUCUAGUUUCACGCAAAUGUCAUUGGAAGGUUCUUUUUUUUUUUUUUUGAAAUACUAUAAGGUGUGCUUGCUGGUGUGUGCAGUAAUAUAAUGACUUUGUAUUGAGUGAAUAGCAAAUCAGAUCAAUAGGCGUUGUUUUAUACAAACUCAUUUUUACUUGCGAUGUACAAUCUAAUUUUGCAGAAUUUCAAUUGGAGCUGCGCGUAAGAUAAUAUAAGGACAGAACAUCAGGUAUGAAGACAGAAAGCAUAAGGAAGAAAUAUGUCAACUAUAAAGGAAGAUCUCCUUCGGAAUAUCGCAAACUAUGCAAUACACCACGUCAGACUGUUAGAUUGACAAAAAACCUGUUACACAAUGGUGCGAAUAAUCAUUCUUGAACUUUGCCAGUAUUUACCAAUAUGACCCGGUAACACCUCAAGAAUCUCAAAUCAUGUCUCUUUCGAAAUCCAUACGGUUAAUUUGUCAGACGUACAGUAAUCAUUAUGAAGAAUUAAAACAAAUGUAAAUGGUCAAGAAUGUCUGCUAGGAUUGCCCUUCGAGUAAUGUCGUGAAAAGAUAUGGUCGGACCCGAGUUAUUAUGCAACUUUGUUCCUGAAAAGUAUCGGUGGGUUUUCCGAGUGCAACCUUUGUACAAACUAUAUACUCUCUCUCUUGAAUUCCGAAGUAACAUUGAUGAGGUCAUUUGUAAAGUUUCUGUAGUACGCUGUGCAACGCAAGCUAGGCAGCUGUUUUGUAAACCAAUCACUGACUUCCUAGUUACUCUUCUACUUUGGAAUAUGAAUGCUACGUAUUUACGUGCUUCCAUUUCUGUUUGUGCUGCAAAUCAUGUCUCAAUGUAACUCUACAGUGCCCCUUGUGGUUUGGUUCUUGUAACGUGCAAGAUGCGCCACGCUGCUUUUCACAUUCAAAUAAUCAUCAUCAUCUCUCAAUGUUCCUCUUUCAAUUUCAAAUAUCACAUUUGUGACAAGUUACAUUAGGCUCGAGCAUGGAUCAGGCAAUAAAGUCUACUUCUCUGCCUGUUUCCAUAUAUAAAGAUGCAUUUUAUUUUGGGAUAUGUGAGGGAGCACACACGUGAAAAUAAAAAAGCGUUUGCCUACGCCUCG
This is a messenger RNA of Syngnathus acus (greater pipefish), 2175 nucleotides long. RefSeq names its product adenylate kinase 4 (gene ak4). Gene Ontology annotation, biological process: nucleobase-containing compound metabolic process. The transcript is spliced from 5 exons. Gene Ontology annotation, molecular function: ATP binding; nucleoside diphosphate kinase activity; AMP kinase activity. NCBI's taxonomy places the organism in Eukaryota, Metazoa, Chordata, Actinopteri, Syngnathiformes, Syngnathidae. Gene Ontology annotation, cellular component: cytoplasm; mitochondrion. The record is from RefSeq and is a predicted model, not a curated record. Bases 272 to 952 code for a protein of 226 amino acids.